Messenger RNA from Notodromas monacha, 1872 nucleotides. NCBI's taxonomy places the organism in Eukaryota, Metazoa, Arthropoda, Ostracoda, Podocopida, Cyprididae. The record is from the annotation of a GenBank genome assembly.
AGAUCAGUGCUUCUAAACUGUUUUUGAGAGUACCACCGGUGAUAGUGUGAAAGUCAUGGAACCGAAGAGAAUUUUCGAGAUCGGUGUUGGCGAUGAUGGAAGAAAUUCAGGACUGAGCACACCAGCGCGUCCAGGAACUCCAUCCAGCGUCCCUACUUCUAGACCUUCUACUCCAACGGGAAGGCGACCUUUCCAUUAUUACGGAACAGUUGGUAGGCCGCCAUCCAGCUUAGAAGCGGGCACGUUGGAACCAUCCCGAGUGUCUGAUGCAUCUAUUUCCGAACAGAACGUGUAUAUGCGAUACAAGUAUUACAGCAGACUGCGUCAGAGAGCGGACAGUUCUGAAGCUGCUUUGUUGAUUCCAGAUCAUGUUGUGCCGUCGUCAUUUUUCAUUCCCCUUUUGCCAUUGCCUGAUCUUGCCGGUCGGCAAUCUAGCGUGGUUACAAUAUUCGCCAUAUGGAAUACGAUGAUGGGAACUUCGCUAUUGUCAAUGCCUUGGGCCAUUCAACGUGCCGGAGUCAUCUUGGGUAGCGGGUUGUUGCUGCUGAUGUUCAUGGUUUGUUUGUACACCGCAUAUCGAACAGUAAACGCGCAGUCCAAUGCAGGUAUUACUGGCGACGUUUUGGAAUUGCCUCAACUCAUGAGGCUUCUGCUUGGUCGCUGGGCUGAAUGCGCGACGUUGUUAGCGUCGAUACUUGCCCUGGUGGGAGCUUCUAUCGCUUAUUGGAUCUUGCUCACGAAUUUUCUUUAUUCAAUGGUGAAGUUCAUUGAGAACGAGAUAGAAAUGGCGAACAAAUCACCAGACUUCUACAACUACACAGUAGCAAAUGUGAUCUGUCCAUCGAAGAAUAUCUCUGAUGAGUUAAUCUUGGGAAACUCUUCGUUCGAUGAAUUUUGGUCGCUCAAUCUCACGGCUCCGUUGGUGCUCUUUUUGCUUUUGUUCCCUUUGAUGAACGUGAAAUCUCCGUCAUUCUUUAUGAAAUUCAACGCGAUGGGCACGAUCUCAGUGUUUUUUAUUGCCGUUUUUAUCGGAGUAAAAGUAGGAGAGUGGGGCUUUCACGUGAACAUCCAUGACGACACUAGGGAUGAUUACGUAGCAUUGUACUCGUUAUCUUCGGCUCAUGUUCUUACUGGUGUCUUGUCGCUCGCGAUGUUCACGCAUAAUGUAAUCAUCACGAUUAUGUCAAAUCAACGGCACCCGGAGAACAAUGGUCGGGAUUUAUCUGCUGCGUACGUGCUGGUGACGAUCACGUAUUGCUCCGUGGGGCUGCUUUUCUGGCUUGCUUUCCCGUUAGCCAAAGACUGUAUCGAGGAUAAUCUCCUGAACAAUUUCAGCGGAAAUGACGUGUUGGCUGCCGUGGCGAGGUGCUUUUUAUUGUUUCAGCUCACUACGGUUUUCCCGCUGCUUACGUAUGUGAUAAGAUCCCAAAUUAUGUAUGUGAUUUACGAAACUGUUUAUCCUGGUUUCUGGCAUGUGCUUUUCCUGAAUUUAUUGAUAGCUAUUUUGUGCGUGCUUUUUACGAUCUUCCUGCCGCAAAUCGGGACCAUCAUAAGGUUUGCUGGUGCAUUUUGCGGGAUGGUCCUUGUGUUUACUCUUCCCUGUGUGGCGUACAUGGCUGUGCUGAGAAGGCAAGGGAAGCUGAGUUUCCCUAUUCAAGUUUUCCAUGGACUUCUGAUAGCGGGUGGCUUGUUGAAUUUGGCGCUGCAAUUCGUUGGUGGGGAUUAAUUCGGGAAAUGGAACUUGAGCUCUUACUGUGAUGUAAAGUUGGUGUUAAAAGACAUAACCGUGAUAAUGAGGGAACGGCUAGACUAACAUUUUUUCGCGGAUGUUCAUGGAUGAUUUUGGAAAUGAAAAUUUUUUUAGAAGUAUUA